UUUCCGGUCAGCCAUUUGUAAACAAUCAGUUGCCAUUGAAUUUGUUCGGUCAAUUUACCAGUUGUAGGCGUUGUGCUUCAAUCGACAUGUGGCAGUAUUUAUUGGCACAUGCAGCUUAUCAUGGCGUUAGAUGGUUUCCACAAGGAAACCGAUGGAAAAUGGCUUUACUCAUGCAGUUCUUAAGUGGCGGCGCUGUGCUUGGACAGAUCUUCGUGUUGUGGUAUUUUGAGAGAGUUUCCCGAUAUUGCGAGCAACCAUUACUUCCACUAGAAGUCGCCUCUGUGAUUCUUUCAAUAUUCACAUUAGGAUUUACAGUGGUAUUCUGUGUGCUGAUACCAGUUACGAGAGCUAUCAAGAUUGUCUUCCACAUUUUCGGCGUUGGCUGUUUCGUUAUUGGCGUCUGGCAGAUCUACUCAGUUGUCAUGAGUUAUGAAACAUGCUCUGUGACCACGCCAGAGCUGUACUUCCUCUCACAGAUUUCUGCAAUCAUGUCAGGGGUUGCCAUCUUGGUGGUUGUUGUGAUGCUGCCGUUCUGGCUCCUCAACGCCUGCAAGCGUGGCAUUGUCCUUGACCCUUACAGCCGCACAGGGAUCUGCUAUGAGCCUGCCAAAUGCUGCACCUGUCUCUGGCAUAUCUAGCGUGGACAGCCAAGAACUGAGUGUUAUUGGAUACGUUGAUGUUUCUGUUUUAAACAAUCAUCACUUUUAACGCAUUGAUUAUGUCUAGAAACUCAUAAAAUAUUUCAAAGUGCUGAUACUGUCCCUGCAAGUGUAGGGUGUACAGCUAAAAAUUAUGUGAUAUUUGUAACGAUGACAUGUUUAAUAUUCUUAAAUUGUUCUCCCAUGAUAAUGUUCUAUAAACUUAUAAAAUCAUUCAAAGUGCUGAUACUGUCUCCUGCAUUUUUUGUGUUUUGUUAGUCCAGGAAGAGUAAUAUUACACGGGCCCAUAUACACAAACAGUGUUUUUUCACUGUUUUGGGAAAGGGGCCGGUGCCCUUUUGCAUUCUGAAUUUGAGUCGUUUUGACUAACAUUGGAAAUGUUGUGGGUUUUUUUUAGCUAAAAAUACUAUAAAAUUGAGAAUAAAAAUGUUUUCAAUAUUUCCUUUACGAAGCUUAUACUAUUGUAAGGGAUCGAGAAAAAUAAAAAAUCUUAUAAAAUUUUUUUUCUUUUUUUGGAAAAAUUUCAAUAGAGCAUUGUAGCCAGUUGUUUGGGAUAAUACAUGUGUACAUACUAUUUGGGAUAGGAAAUGGGGCUGAACUUCAACCCCAAAAUGUACAGAAAAAAAAAUCACUGACAAAGCUUAUAUCAUGGCGUGGCCCUGUUAGCCAAGGAAAGUGAUAUAUUUUGUGAUGUAUAUAUAUUACAUUUGAAUAUGAUAUAUUUGCAUAUUAGAGAUCUAGUGAUCACUGCAUUUUCUUGUUAUUUGUUUGUCAUGUUUUAAUGUUACUGUAGUAUAUUUUCCUUUAAUGUUAAUUUCAUAUAUUUUGAAAUAAGACUAAUCAUGUUUUUAUUUUCCAUUUCAAUAGUUUAUUUUUAACACCCUUUAUAUAUCACUUAAAACAUUUCAUACUAGUAUAAUAUAUAAGCCACACUCUGUGAAAACAGGGUUUAAUGCUUGUGUAUAGUGUUGUUCUAAACUAGCCUGUGCAGUCUGCACAGGCUAAACUGGGACGACAGUUUACGCACAUGCAUUAAACUCCCUUGUCACACAGCACGGUAAAAAUGGUUUAUUAUUGCUUGUCUACGAAUUUUGUCAUAUUCAGUUGUUGCCGUCCAUACAAUAUCUAUCAUAGUAUUAAGGGAAUUAAAAAAGUAUUUUCUAUGUUAUAGAAAAUGUUUAUUAUCCCCCAGCAUAGGCGGAAGGAUAUUGUUUUGGCGUUGUCCGUCCAUUCUGAGCAAUAUCUUUGGCGGAUUUCAUUGAAAAACUUGGUAUGAGUAUAUAUAUGGAUAAUAGGAUGAUGCACGCCAAAUGGCAUUGUACACCAUCUGAUAAUAACAGUUAUGGCCCUUUGUAUCUUGAAAAAAUGGUUUUUGUGUGUCCAGAGCCAUAUCUUGGAAGUGCUUUGGCGGAUUUCAUUGAAACUUGGUAUGAGUGUCCAGAAGCAUAUUGGAGGGGGAUAUCAAUUCAACGAAUUUGCUUGUUAUACCCCCACAAACGAUGUUUAGGGGGGUAUAUAGGAGUGAACUUGUCGGUCGGUUGGUCGGUCUGUCUGUCGGUCCGUAUUAAGUGUCCGCUCUCUAAUUCAAGUAGUUUUCAUCCGAUCUUCACUAAACUUGGUCAGAAGUUGUAUCUACAUGAUGACUAGGCCAAGUUCGAACAUGAGCCUUGCCGGGUCAAAAACUAGGUCACGGGGUCACUUAGUGCGUUUUUAACAUUCAGCAUGUUGUCCGCUCUCUCAUUCAAGUAGUUUUCAUCCGAUCUUCACCAAACUUGGUCAGAAGUUGUAUCUACAUGAUGUCUAGGCUAAGUUCGAACAUGGGCCUUGCCGGGUCAAAAACUAGGUCACGGGGUCACUUAGUGUGUUUUAAACAUUCAACAUGUUUUCCGCUCUCUAAUUCAAGUAGUUUUCAUCUGAUCUUCACCAAACUUGGUCAGAAGUUUUAUCUACAUGAUGUCUAGGCCAAGUUCGAACAUGGGCCUUAAUUGCGGGGUCAAAAACUAUGUCACGAGGUCACUUUGUGCGUUUUUUAACAUUCAGCAUGUUGUCCGCUCUCUUAUUCAAGUAGUUUUCAUCCGAUCUUCACCAAACUUGGUCAGAAGUUUUAUCUAGAUGAUCUGAAGGCCAAGUUCGAACAUGGGCCAUGCCAGAUCAAAAACUACUUCACAGGGUCACUUAAUACGUUUUACACAUUGAGCAUGGUGUCGGCUCUCUAUUUCAAGUAGUUUAAAUCCGAUCUUCACCAAACUUGGUCAGAAGUUGUAACUAGAUGAUGUGUAGGUCAAGUUCGAACAUGAGCCAUGUCGGGUCAAAAACUAGGUCACGGGGUCACUUAGUGUGUUUUAAACCAUCACAAUGUUGUCCGCUCUCUAAUUCAAGUAGCUUCUAUCCAAUCUUCACCAAACAUGGUCAGAAGUUGUAUCUAGAUGAUGUCUAGGUCAAGUUUGAAUAUGGGUCAUACCGGGUCAAAAACUAGGUCACAGGGUAUCUUAGUGCGUUUUAAACCUCACCAUGUUGUCCGCUGUCUAAUUCAAGUAGUUUUCAUCCAAUCCUCACCAAACUUGGUCACAAGUUUUAUCUAAAUGAUCUCUAGAACAAGUUUGAACAUGGGCCAUUCCGGGACUAAAACAAGGUCUUGGGGUCACUUAGUGCGUUUUUUAACAUUCAGCAUGGUGUUCGCUCUUCAAUUCAAGUAGUUUACAUCCGAUCUUCACCAAACUUUGUCAGAAGUUUUAUGGAGAUGAUGUUAAGGCCAAGUUAGAACAUUGGCCUUUCUGGGUCAAAAACUAGGUCAAGGGGUCACUUAGUGCGUUUUAAAAAUUGAGAAUGGUGUCCGCUGUUUUUUGUGAAGACGACAUGCAAAAUAUUAUGUGUCCAUGCGGCAUGUGGGGGUAUUUGUCACGUCUGUGACAAAGCUCUGGUUAUAAUUAAGUUGAAGAUGCAUUUAUUGUUUUGCAUGUGAAGAUCCUUACAGAUAAUGAGAAUUUAUUUAUUAAUGAAAAUAUCCAUACAUGAUUGUAGUUGGCUAAUUGGCAUGGAUGAAAUUGGUUUCCAAAAUAUGAAAAAUCUAUAAAUAUUGUAUAUUGUCGAACAUAUUCAUACACAAUUUAAGAUUCAGAAGUAUUUUAUGUAAAAAUAUAAUGUAAUAUUUUCUAGAAUUUAAAGUCUAGAUUAAAUUUUGUUUAGUUAACCAUGAUUAACUGGUAUCUUAUUUUAUAUUUUCUGCAUUUAAUGUAAUUCCAAUAUAGUAAUAUCGUAUGGAUACCAAUUAAUGCUUUUUCAUUUUUUAACAAUAGAACAUUUUGCCAAGUAUAUAUUAGCAAAAUAUCCUAUUGCACACUUAACAUAUAUUUAUUAUUAUUGUUAAAUAUUGUUUAUUCAAAUAUACAAUGUAGUUCUCAUAAAAGUACUGGGUAUAGAUGUCAGCCUUAUGUGAAAGCCUUCACUGAUGUUUUUUAACCCUUACAGUGCUGGAACCGAAUUUUGAAGGUCUUUGCAAACAGUUUGGAUCCAGAUGAGACGCCACGUUCUGUGGCGUCUCAUCUGGAUCCAAUCUGUUUGCUAUUCUUUGAAAAAAAUCGAAGAAAAUGCUAAUUUUAGAAAUUCAGCAGACGACAUUUUAGCAGACUACAAAUAUCCCAGCAUGCAAAGGCUUAACCUUCAAAUAAAAAGACUGCAAUUAGGCAUUGUACAGAAGACCUGCCUUUGUCCUGCAUGAGACUUUAACACAACCCCAAAUUUGUGAAUUAAAACAAUUCUAUUUUAUCAUAUUUUUUUCACAAAGUUUUGAUUAUUUGGUAAAUUGUUUUGUGAUGUGUACGUUAUUGAGUGUAAAUGUGAGCAAUGUUGAAUGUGCAUGAACAUUUGUGUUAAGAAAAUUAGGUACUGUGUUUAAAAAGUUUGUAUCGUGUAUGCAAAGUUGUAUGUAUGCAAGAAGCCAGUAUUGAUGCAAGACUUUCAAGUGCCAAAAAGUACAUAGCAUACUUAUAGAUUUCAAAUUUUGAUUUAGUUAUCAAAUAUUUUUACAUAGUAAGGUAUUUAGUUGCUAAUAAGAUGGAAAUAUGUGUAAUUAGUUCAAAAUAAUUUUAACUAAGUUGCCUAUUGAUUGUUUUAAUGAAACUUUGCAAUCUCUAAUCUUUUUAAAAAUAUUUGGUAAAUACAGUAAUAAAAUUUGAGUCACUUUUAUUGGGGUGUGCAUUUGAGUGAUAAUUAUUAAGAGAAUAAUAUUUUAUUCAAUAAUAAUUUUACAUAACACAGUAGAUUUAGGAGAACUGUAUUGUAUACCGGUAACUCGUAGUGAUCUAGAAAUCUGUUUGAACGACUUCAGCUGGUCUGAAUAAAUUUACUGUAGUAAUUUGUAUUUCGCACUGUGUGAAUGUUUACUGUUUGUUAAUAACAUAGUUUUCUUAUUAAAUAAAAAUUAAUUCUUUUAAUAUUU
Molecule: messenger RNA, 5097 nt
Organism: Dreissena polymorpha
Lineage: Eukaryota; Metazoa; Mollusca; Bivalvia; Myida; Dreissenidae
Exons: 5
Coding region: 87-638 (183 amino acids)
Source: RefSeq, a predicted model, not a curated record